AUGGAUAUGGAUAUGGGGGGUGGUUCAAUGCCCACGGGCGGGCUCAAUGCUUCAGGAAUCGACUUCUCCAAUGAGACUCAGGCAAAUAUGUUUCUGGGUGAGAUCUUGGACGACAGCGUCUUCAUGGUUGAGGCCAACAUGUACGCGAGGGAUUUCUGGUGGGGAGUGUGUGCGCUCAUUGCUGCCUUUGGCUUCUUCAAUAUUGUCCAGAAGGGCACCGAGAUUUCGAGGAUACGUGCAGCGGCGGCCAAUCGACCUCGGCCGGCCUCCCCCUCAAAUAUCGUCUCAAAGACGAUUGCUUGUGUUACGGCAAUCUUCCGUGAAGCUUCCUAUGCUCAAUAUACACCGCAAAAUGGCCGAUUCCUUAAGGUCCCUCCCAUUGGAACUAUCAUCCUAGUAGUCGGAUACUUGUCCUGGGUGCUCUUGCUCGAAUUCAUGAACACUGACAUUCCAGGGGCCCAGUACCAUACGUCGAUGGGGGUCCGAGCUGGUUGGCUGGCCGUUGCUCAGGUUCCACUGCUGAUCUUGCUUGCUGGUAAAAACAACCUGAUUGGAUUUAUUAGUGGCAUCUCGUAUGAGCGACUCAAUGUCGUCCACCGAUGGGCAUCGAGGAUGUUGUUUUUCCUCGCCACUCUCCAUGUGAUUCUCCUCCAUAUGGCAUGGAACAAAUAUGGUCUCGGGGACCUGGAGUACUCCACCGAUUCCUGCAUACCCACAGGCUGGGCAGUCUACGCUAUCCUGAUCUGGAUGAAUCUCAGCACUUUGGCACCCUUCCGGAACUUUUCCUACGAGUUCUUUGUCGUCCAGCACAUCAUCACCUUCUUCGGAUUCAUUAUCGCUGUGAUGUUUCAUUUGCCCGAAACCUAUUCAAGGGUCUACAUCUAUAUCCCGAUUGGUCUCUAUGUAUCUGAUCGGGGAAUUCGAUACCUCAGAUGCGCAUGGAACAAUGCACGUCCUCCGAGAGCUAUCAUGACCGCCCUGGACGGUGGCGUAACCAAAAUCACCGUCAAAUGCAAGGCGAUUAAGAAAUGGAGCCCUGGAGCACACGUCUUCUUGUCCAUUCCAAGAUUCGGACCUGGGCAAUCACAUCCUGCCACUAUCGCAUCUAUACCCUCAUCCCAUUCCGGUGAUCUAGUAUUCAUCCUCAAAAGCCACAAGGGCUUCACCUCACGACUCCUAAAAUCCGCCGUAAACUCUACCACGUCGCUUCUCCCAACCACCGAAGACUCUGGAUCUCCAUCACCUGAAACCUCGACACACAUCGCCCUUAUUGAUGGGCCUUACGGCGGCUCUCAUUCCGACUUCGCCACUUUUGACACAGUUCUCCUCAUAUCGGGAUCUACCGGCACCACCUUUACCCUCCCCAUCCUUCUUGACAUUGCUGCUCGAGCUCAAAAAGCGCGCUUACCUGUCAAACGCCUGGUAUUCGUUUGGAUUGUCAAGAAUACCUCCUGGACAUCAUGGACGUCUUCGGAACUCACCUCCGCCUGCGAGGCCCUCCAAGCAGCUGGCAUUGAGCUUUCAAUCCAGAUUCACGUGACUUGCGACACCAACUUCACAACUGGGGAAGAAGAUCAAAUCAAGGAGUGUGGAUGCCAAUGUGACAAAAGCGCCGGCCCAUGUUGCUGCGUUAACGUGGAGGAGCCUGACAGUAGCCAGGAAGCAAUUGAUGAGAAGGACCAAUCUCUCGGCAAGGAUGACCUCGAAGUUCGUCUGCAACCUCGGCCCAAGAUCUCGAGUCUGAAUUCAGGCACCAAGUCCCGAAUCCUCCCGUGCGCAUCCUUCCACAGCGGGCGACCAGAUUUCUAUUCCCUGCUGAGCGAGUUGUUGGAGGAAGCCGAAGGAGAGACCGGUGUCGCUGUCUGCGGUCCCCUGGGCCUGAACAGCGAUGUCCGAAAUACGGUGGUCAGGUUAUCGGAUGAGCGUGCUGUGAAUAAAGGGACAGGAGCUGAGGGUAUAUAUUUACAUUGUGAGGGUUUUGGGUGGUAA
Molecule: messenger RNA, 1989 nt
Organism: Amorphotheca resinae ATCC 22711
Lineage: Eukaryota; Fungi; Ascomycota; Leotiomycetes; Helotiales; Amorphothecaceae
Exons: 2
Coding region: 1-1989 (662 amino acids)
Biological process (GO): iron ion transport; copper ion import; intracellular iron ion homeostasis
Cellular component (GO): plasma membrane
Molecular function (GO): ferric-chelate reductase activity
Source: RefSeq, a predicted model, not a curated record